Messenger RNA from Thamnophis sirtalis, 1164 nucleotides. The record is from RefSeq and is a predicted model, not a curated record. NCBI's taxonomy places the organism in Eukaryota, Metazoa, Chordata, Lepidosauria, Squamata, Natricidae.
CAAAGAAGUAGCCUUUUCAUUUCCAAGUAUUUUUUUUUAAUCUUCUCUUUCUUUUCUUUUUUCAAAGGUCCUGGAAUCAUGUCUGCAAACAAGGCAGAGACAGGAACAGCAGAAUAUUCUCCUCCAAGCCCAAACCCAUUGAAAAAAGGUGGCUCGAUAAACUGGUCUUUCCCUGAUAAAAUAAAAUCCCCAAGAACAGUCAGGAAACUUUCCAUGAAGAUGAAAAAAUUGCCUGAACUCAGCAGGAAGCUCAGUGUCAAAGGAAAUUCAAGCCAUAAUAGCUCAGACAAUUCUUUGUUGCUUAAAAAUAAUUGCCAGGAGGUAGGCCAUGCACCGUUAGCUUCUUCUGGGAAUGUAACAGCAGCUGCUAGCAGGAAUGUUAUAAGCCGGUAUCAUCUUGAUAGCAGUGUAUCCUCUCAACACAGCUAUAAAAAGAAAAACAGGGGGACUUCCAAAUCCUCCAGCAAAGGGGGCUACCUCAGCGAUGGAGACUCUCCUGAGCUUAUAGCGAAAUCAGGGAAAUACGGAGCUGAAAGCAGAGUUGGGAAAGGAAAGGAAGUAUUUGCAGGUAACAUGGGUAAUAAAUCAGAAAUAGACAUUGAUGCUUUUCGACACUACACUUUUGCUGACCAACCCAAAUGUUCCCAGUACAUAUCUGGACUCAUGAGCAUUCACUUCUAUGGUGCAGAGGAUCUGAAACCGCCGCGGAUGGACUCAAAAGAUGUCUUCUGCGCAAUUCAGGUAGAUUCAGUAAAUAAAGCAAGGACCGCUUUGCUGACUUGCAGAACAACAUUUUUGGACAUGGAUCACACUUUCAACAUAGAGAUAGAAAAUGCUCAGCAUCUAAAAUUAGUGGUUUUCAGCUGGGAGCCCAUGCCAAGGAAAAACCGGGUCUGCUGCCAUGGUACGGUAGUUCUUCCUGCUCUUUUUCGUGUGACGAGGACUCAUCAGUUGGCAGUAAAACUGGAGCCUAGAGGUCUUAUCUAUGUCAAGCUAACUCUUCUGGAACAGUGGGAGAAUUCUCUUGGUGGAACAGAUGGAGAACGAGAACCGAUACUCUUUGGAGUUGAUGCUCGGAAAGUUGUUGAGAAGGAAAAUGAAGGUUUGAUGGUCCCUCUCUUGAUGAAAAAGUGCAUUACGGAGAUUGAAAAAAGAGGUUGCCAG